Molecule: messenger RNA, 772 nt
Organism: Cheilinus undulatus (humphead wrasse)
Lineage: Eukaryota; Metazoa; Chordata; Actinopteri; Labriformes; Labridae
Exons: 3
Coding region: 1-501 (166 amino acids)
Biological process (GO): protein ubiquitination
Molecular function (GO): ubiquitin protein ligase activity
Source: RefSeq, a predicted model, not a curated record
AUGGUUCUAUGUGAGGAUGGCGACUGCAGCGUCUGCUUGUCUCCUUACUCCCGGAUGGACAGGAUCCCUCGGGUGCUCCACUGCAGACACACGUUUUGCGAGCUUUGUUUGGAGACGAUGUCGCGGGUCAGGAGCGGGCUCCUCACCGUGCCCUGCCCCUUGUGUCGCCGGGUGACCUGUAUAGGACGCGGCCUCAGCCUGCAGGAAGCUCUGUGGGUCAACAGCCAUCUGUGGGAGCAGAUACCAGAGGAGGAGGAGGUUGGGGAGGAGGAGGAGGAUGGAGUGAAAGAGAGAGCUGAGGAGGAGAGGAUUCAGACUAAAGAGCAGUCUACAUUACAAGCAGAAUGUGUUUCCUCCAGGUCAACCAGAACCAAACUCAUUAAACUGCCUGCAUUCUUCAAAAAGUUCAGUCUGAUGAAGCAGCACCAAGAGAGGAUCGUACCUGGUGGAAAUGUGGAGAUGAAAUCCUGGCGCAGACUGCCGACUGCAGAGACCAUUUAAAAGAGGAAGCAGACUGAGGCAGAUUGACAGCUUCUCUCAGGAUGUUAUUUGUUAGACGCCACUAGAAGACUCAACGUUGUCGGCUAAGAGAAAGUUGAAGCCAUUAGCGCCGAGGACCCAUUUGUGUUCCUGUCAGGACUUUGUUUUGUCCCCAGCCAAAGGUGCCCCGUCUCCCCCAUUAUUUAUUUUGGCCUUAAUUCUCCCAGCUGGUGCCCUGGGAUGUGGUUCAGCUGUCCCAGUGGGACUCACACCCAAAGACCCCCCCCUUAUA